Molecule: messenger RNA, 1734 nt
Organism: Cyphomyrmex costatus
Lineage: Eukaryota; Metazoa; Arthropoda; Insecta; Hymenoptera; Formicidae
Product: zinc finger protein 845-like
Exons: 10
Coding region: 1-1734 (577 amino acids)
Biological process (GO): regulation of DNA-templated transcription
Molecular function (GO): RNA polymerase II cis-regulatory region sequence-specific DNA binding; DNA-binding transcription factor activity, RNA polymerase II-specific
Source: RefSeq, a predicted model, not a curated record
AUGUCUAGGACAAGAGACGACUUAAAAAAGAAUAUGGUGGCAAUGCAUCAGGAUAAUAAACGAUUCAAAUUUAAUAAGGAUCUAUACACUGGAGGUGUAUCAUACGUAUGCAAAACGUGUAAGAAAGAGUUUAAGAACAAAACGACUUUCUAUACGCAUGAGAGAAUUCAUAAAAGCGAAAAACCCUAUCAAUGCGAGCUUCGUGAAUUUAAAAGUGUUAAAAAGGAAAACCUAACACGUCACGUGAGAUCAGUGCACAGAAAUGGUGAACGUUUCAAGUCUAAUAAGAAUCUAUAUACUGGAGGUGUAUCACACAAAUGCGGAACGUGUAAUAAAGAGUUUAAGAAAAAAUGGAAUUUGAAUAGACAUGUGAGAACUCAUACAGGCGAAAAACCUUAUCAAUGCAAAUUAUGUGAACAUAAAUUUAGUCGAAAGGAACACCUAACACAUCACGUGAGAUCAGUGCACAGAAAUGGUGAACAUUUAAAGUCUAAUAAGGAUCUAUACACUGGAGGUGUACCACACAAAUGCAAAACGUGUAAUAAAGAGUUUACGUUAAAAUCGAGUUUGAAUAGACAUGUAAGAAUUCAUACAGGCGAAAAACCUUAUCAAUGCAAAUUAUGUGAACAUAAAUUUAUUCGAAAGGAACACCUAACAUGUCACGUGAGAUCAGUGCACAGAAAUGGUGAACGUUUAAAGUCUAAUAAGAACCUGUACACUGAAAUUGUAUCAUACAAAUGCGGAAUGUGUAAUAACGAAUUUAAGAGCAAAGCGCAUUUGUAUAUUCAUGAGAGAACACAUAUAAACGAAAAACCUUAUCAUUACUUAAUGGUACUUGGUUAUCAUGUGGACUCGAAGCACAAACAUAAAAGACAACAUCCCCUUGCAAGGAGAAGAGACGCCUUAAGAAAGCAUAUGGUGGCAAUGCAUAAGGACGUUGAACGAUUGAAAUCUAAUAAGGAUCUAUAUACUGGAGGUGUAUUAUACACAUGCGGAACGUGUGAUAAAAGAUUUGUGUGUAAAACCGACUGGUCUCGUCAUGAGAGAAUUCAUACAAACGAAAAGCCUUAUAAAUGUGAUAUUUGUGGUCACAUGUCUAGGACAAGAGACGACUUAAAAAAGAAUAUGGUGGCAAUGCAUCAGGAUAAUAAACGAUUCAAAUUUAAUAAGGAUCUAUACACUGGAGGUGUAUCAUACGUAUGCAAAACGUGUAAGAAAGAGUUUAAGAACAAAACGACUUUCUAUACGCAUGAGAGAAUUCAUAAAAGCGAAAAACCCUAUCAAUGCGAGCUUCGUGAAUUUAAAAGUGUUAAAAAGGAAAACCUAACACGUCACGUGAGAUCAGUGCACAGAAAUGGUGAACGUUUCAAGUCUAAUAAGAAUCUAUAUACUGGAGGUGUAUCACACAAAUGCGGAACGUGUAAUAAAGAGUUUAAGAAAAAAUGGAAUUUGAAUAGACAUGUGAGAACUCAUACAGGCGAAAAACCUUAUCAAUGCAAAUUAUGUGAACAUAAAUUUAGUCGAAAGGAACACCUAACACAUCACGUGAGAUCAGUGCACAGAAAUGGUGAACAUUUAAAGUCUAAUAAGGAUCUAUACACUGGAGGUGUACCACACAAAUGCAAAACGUGUAAUAAAGAGUUUACGAUAAAAUCGAGUUUGAAUAGACAUGUAAGAAUUCAUACAGGCGAAAAACCUUAUCAAUGCAAAUUAUGUGAACAUAAAUUUAUGUGA